CAAUGGCUCAUGGCUGUCCUCUGACCUCCAGAAAACAGUAAUAAUAAAGGCAAAAAAACUGAAACAAAAUAUUCUCCCUUUAAGCUCCAUACAUCAUCACCCUGUAACUUCUAAAUUUAUUAUUAUUAUUAUUAAUCUAAACUCAGAAAACUCAUACCAGAGAGAGAAAGAAAGAAAGAAGAUCUGAGCUGGUUGAGUUGCUUUUUAACAACCAAAACAAGAUUAUCAUGUUUCAUAUCAACAACAUCUUUUAAACCCUUUUUCUGUUUGGAUCCAUCCAUUCAUUCUCUUCAGAUUUGUGAUUACAAAAAGUUGUUAAAGUUUUGGUUUUUCCCCAAUGUGGAGCAAGAUUAGGGCAUAAAUAGUGUUCAUAGUUCAAUUUAGGUGUGAAAAUUGGGGAUUAUGAAGGUGUUUAGAUAAUUGAACUGCUAAGUACACAAAUAAUCAAUGGAAGAUUAUUCUAAGUUUUCACAUAGUCCUGCGCAUCUAGCGGUUGCGCAACGUGACCAUGCCGCGCUUAAGAAACUUAUUGCUGCUCUACCACGGUUGGCGAAAGCCGGUGCGGUUAACACGGAGGAUGAAUCGGUAGCUGCUGAGCUUGAUGCGGAUGCGGUUUCGGCUGUGAUUGACCGUCGUGAUGUUCCGGGACGGGAAACGCCUCUUCAUCUUGCUGUUCGGAUCAAGGAUCCGAUCUCGGCGGAUAUUUUGAUGGCUGCUGGUGCGGAUUGGAGUUUGCAGAACGAGAAUGGGUGGAGUGCGCUUCAAGAAGCGGUUUGUAAUCGAGAGGAGAAUAUAGCUAUGAUUAUUGCGCGGCAUUACCAGCCUCUUGCGUGGGCGAAAUGGUGUCGGAGGCUUCCGCGUAUUGUCGCGUCGGCCAACCGUAUUCGGGAUUUUUAUAUGGAGAUUACUUUUCAUUUUGAAAGUUCGGUUAUUCCGUUUAUAGGAAGGAUUGCUCCUUCGGAUACUUACAGGAUUUGGAAACGUGGGUCGAAUUUACGGGCUGAUAUGACUCUUGCGGGAUUUGACGGGUUUCGAAUUCAACGGUCGGAUCAAACUUUCAUGUUUCUUGGAGACGGGUAUUCGCAGGGGGACGGUAACGUGUCUUUACCUCCGGGUUCUUUGAUCGUUCUUUCACAUAAGGAAAAGGAAAUAACAAACGCGUUAGAGGGUGCGGGUGCACAACCGUCAGAAGCGGAAGUGGCUCAUGAAGUAGCGUUGAUGUCGCAAACGAACAUGUACAGGCCCGGGAUUGAUGUUACUCAAGCCGAGCUUGUUCCGCAUUUGAAUUGGAGGAGACAAGAGCGGAGCGAACUUGUGGGACCGUGGAAAAGUAAGGUGUAUGAUAUGCUCCAUGUGAUGGUUAGCGUGAAGUCGAGGCGGGUCCCGGGUGCGAUGACUGAUGAGGAGCUUUUUGCCAAUGAACACGGAGCCGAAAAUGGAGCGGACCAUGAUGAGUACGAUGACGUUCUGACACCCGAAGAAAAGAUGCAAUUGAAUUCCGCUCUUAAAAUGGGGAAUUCCGAAAAUGUUUGCGAAGAUGAAGAUCAACAAACCCACAAUGGAAAUACCGAUUUGGGUUCAUUCGAAAAUUCCGAAUCCAACACUAAAGAUAAGAAAAGCUGGUUCGGUUGGAAAAAGGGUUCGAAAACAGGAGGCAACAACGAUCCCGAAGAUUCUAAGAUUCUAAAAAAGUUUUCGAAACUUAACGAAAUACAAAAACCAUCGUCUGAAACCAUAACUGCAACGGACGACAACAACAGUGAGUCUAAAAAAGCGAAAGAUAAGAGUGCUAAGAAGAAGAAGAAAAAGGGAUUGGCAACGGAUACUAAACAUGAAAGCGAGUACAAAAAAGGGUUGAGACCCGUUCUUUGGUUAACGCCAGAUUUUCCUUUGAAAACCGAUGAGCUCGUGCCGUUACUUGACAUCUUGGCGAAUAAGGUGAAGGCCAUUCGGAGAUUACGGGAGCUUUUAACCACCAAACUACCUGCCGGUACUUUCCCUGUAAAGAUUGCGAUUCCAAUUGUGCCAACAAUAAGAGUACUUGUAACAUUCACAAAAUUCGAGGAGCUACAAGCGGCGUCAGAAGAAUUCUCAACGCCACUAUCGAGCCCAGCUCAUUUCCAGGAUUCAAAAUCUAAAGAACCAGAAGGAUCAACCUCAUGGAUCUCGUGGAUGAAAGGAAACCGCGGUGACCAAUCAAGUGACAGCGAGGGUCGUAGCUUCAGAGACGAAACAGACCCGUUCAACAUACCAGCAGACUACACAUGGGUCGAUGCCAAUGAGAAGAAACGCAGAAUGAAGGCCAAGAAAGCCAAGAUCAGGAAACACAAGAAGAAAUCUGCAGAGAAAAGCGCUGAAAAUGGAGCGAGGCAGUCGAGUGAAGAUUUGGAGUGAUCGGUUCUUGCAUUCUUGGAUUCGGGUAUGAGAUGGAAGACAUUUGUGUGGUAAAGUUUGGUUUUUAGGGGUUCGUGUUCGUUCGAUUGCUUGUUGUAUACGAUCUUUGUUUCCGAUGACGGUUGGUUGGUUGGUUGGUUCCAGUGGUUUUGGUAGUUCUCUCAGGAACAAGCUCAAACAUGUUGUAUUAAUGUUUUAAUUAUUUAUUAUUGUUCUUCAGUUUCCUUUUA
This is a messenger RNA of Helianthus annuus (common sunflower), 2624 nucleotides long. RefSeq names its product ankyrin repeat domain-containing protein 13C. The transcript is spliced from 3 exons. Gene Ontology annotation, cellular component: cytoplasm. The coding region runs from base 448 to 2394 and encodes 648 amino acids. Gene Ontology annotation, molecular function: protein binding. The record is from RefSeq and is a predicted model, not a curated record. NCBI's taxonomy places the organism in Eukaryota, Viridiplantae, Streptophyta, Magnoliopsida, Asterales, Asteraceae.